AUGAACAACAACGACCCAAACCACCGCAAAGGCGUCGUCGGCAAUCCCAAUGCAACCUUCUGGCUCUAUGACUCCAAGACUGGCUUCGACCUCACGCACCCGCCGACGCCCACCUCGCCCACUCCCUCGCCGAACUACACCGUCAAGACAACCACCCUCCCCAUCACAAUCCACCCACCCAAAUCGGCCCUCGUCAUCAUCGACAUGCAGAACUUCUUCCUCUCCCCCAACCUCGGACGCCCCAAGGACUCCAAAGGUCUCAUCGCUCAACAGCAGCUUCUCAAGUACGCCAUCCCCGCGGCUCGAAAAGCCGGCGUCCGCAUCAUCUGGUUGAAUUGGGGCUUGACCGACCAAGAGAUCGCCGACAUGGCCCCGGGCACUCUCCGCGCAUUCGGAUUCGAAACCGUUCUCGCGGCCGAAUUUGAAUCCUACGACAAAGUCGCGAAGAAGCAAGCCGCGGUCGACUCGCACGGCGUCAACGAGGGGUGCCACGAAUUCCCAGACCCUCAGAUCGAAACCUCGGGCAAGAAUCCGCGCAUCUACAAGGGACUGGGCAGUGAAGUUGGCCCAGUGACCCUCGAUGACGGGAGCACCAUCCAAGGCGGCCGACUUCUGAUGCGCGAUACGUGGAAUGCUGACUUGACUCCGGAGCUGAAACAGACGUACGAAGCGGACGGCAAGACAGCCAAUCCGCCAGACGUAUGGAUCCAUAAGAACCGCAUGUCCGGGCUAUGGGGCCCAAGCACCCUGUGCACAGAGUUCCUGGAGAAAGAGGGCAUCAAGACAUUAUUCUUUACCGGAGUGAACACGGAUCAGUGUGUCGGUGGGAGUCUUCAGGAUGCUUUCUCGAAAGGCUACGACGUGGUUCUGCUCUCUGACGGCGCGGGCACGACAAGCCCCUCGAGCAGCCAGGACAGCAUCGAAUUCAACUGCGCAAAGACUUGGGGCUUCUGUACCACAUGCAAGGACUUUGCGGAGGGUUUGGGUUUGUAA
Molecule: messenger RNA, 993 nt
Organism: Cladophialophora immunda
Lineage: Eukaryota; Fungi; Ascomycota; Eurotiomycetes; Chaetothyriales; Herpotrichiellaceae
Exons: 2
Coding region: 1-993 (330 amino acids)
Source: RefSeq, a predicted model, not a curated record